GCGCGGAGUUCAGGCCGGGGUCAGGGGGAGUUCGCAGCCCGGGCUUCACCUCCGCGCUGGCGGCGCCGGGAGCCCCGAGGAGGAGCCGCCGCCGCCGCCCGCUCCGAGGGGCGCUCGGCCGGCCGGGAGCGCGGCAGCGGCGCGGCAUGGAGCGGCGGCGGCCGGCGGCGGGCAGCGCCCGGCGGCGCCCCCGGGGCUGAGCCCUCUGCGCGGGGCCAUGAGAGUCCACCGAGACCUCGGCUGGCUGGCGGAGGCCACCGGGCGCCCAGGGCGGCGGGCGAGGAGCGCGAUGCUGGACGCCAUGGAGGUGCCGAGCCACUCGCGGCAGCUGCUGCUGCAGCUGAACACGCAGCGCACCAAGGGCUUCCUGUGCGACGUGAUCAUCGUGGUGCAGAACGCGCUCUUCCGCGCGCACAAGAACAUCCUGGCGGCCAGCAGCGCCUACCUCAAGUCGCUGGUGGUGCACGACAACCUGCUCAACUUGGACCAUGAGAUGGUGAGCCCCGGCAUCUUCCGCCUCAUCCUGGACUUCAUCUACACCGGCCGCCUGGCUGACUGCGAGCCGGGCGGCGAGCAGAGCCUGGGCGCCGUGCUGGCCGCCGCCAGCUACCUCCAGAUCCCCGGCCUGGUGGCGCUUUGCAAGAAGAAGCUGAAGCGCAGCGGCAAAUACUGCCACCUGCGCGGGGGCUACGCGCCCUACAAACUGGGCCGGGGGCUGCGCGCCGCCACGCCGGUCAUCCAAGCCUGCUACUCGGGCACGCCGCGGCCCGUGGACCUGCCGCCCGUGGAGCCGGCGGCGCCGCUCAACACGCAGUGCGGCGAGCUCUACGCCUCGGCCUCGCAGGGCGCCCCGCUGCACCCGCACGGGCUGUGCCCGCCCGAGCGCCACUGCUCGCCGCCCUGCGGCCUCGACCUCUCCAAGAAGAGCCCCACCGGCCCCUCCGCCCAGCUCCUGCCCACCGACCGCCUGCUGCCCGGCGAGCCCCGCGAGCCCUCGCUGCCCCCGCGGCACGACAGCCCCCCGGUGAGCACCGGCCUCCUGGCCGGCCACGCCGUCGCCUACAAGGACUCGCCGCCGGGCGGCGAGCCGGGGGGCCACCCGCACGCCGCCGACCCCUUCCGCGGCACGCCGCCCUGCGCCGAACCCCCGCUGCCCCGCGCCGACGGGCGCGAGCUCAUGUACCGCUGGAUGAAGCACGAGCCCCUGGGGCCCUACCUGGACGAGGGCGAGGCCGAGAAGGAGCUGGAGCGGGAGGAAAAAGCCGACUCGCCGCCCGCGGCGCCGCAGCCCCGCUACCCCAGCGUGGAGAGCAACGACCUGGAGCCCGACAACAGCACCAGCGAGGACACGGGCAGCAGCGAGGGCCCCUCGCCCGGCGACGCGCUGGACCGCUACUGCAACCACCUGGGCUACGAGCCCGAGAGCCUGGGCGACAACCUCUACGUGUGCAUCCCCUGCGGCAAGGGCUUCCCCAGCUCCGAGCAGCUCAACGCCCACGUGGAGGCCCACAACGAAGAGGAGCUGUAUCACAAGGCGGCCGCGGAGCAGGCCGUGCCCUUCCUGGACAAGGGCGGCCCGGGGCUGGGCGACAUCCUGCGGCCCUACCGCUGCUCGUCCUGCGACAAGUCCUACAAGGACCCGGCGACGCUGCGGCAGCACGAGAAGACGCACUGGCUCACGCGGCCCUACCCUUGCACCAUCUGCGGCAAGAAGUUCACGCAGCGCGGCACCAUGACGCGCCACAUGCGCAGCCACCUGGGCCUCAAGCCCUUCGCCUGCGACGCCUGCGGCAUGCGCUUCACGCGCCAGUACCGCCUCACCGAGCACAUGCGCAUCCACUCGGGCGAGAAGCCCUACGAGUGCCAGGUGUGCGGCGGCAAGUUCGCCCAGCAGCGCAACCUCAUCAGCCACAUGAAGAUGCACGCCGCCGGCCCCGACGGCAAGGCCAAGCUGGACUUCCCCGACAGCGUCUACGCCAUGGCCCGCCUCACCGCCGACCAGCUGGGGCUCAAGCAGGAGAAGGCGGCCGAGCUGCUCUCCCACACCUCGCACUUCCUCAGCGACCCCAAGGCCAUGGAGAGCCUCUACCCGCUGGCCAAGUUCACGGCCGAGCACCUGGGGCUGAGCCAGGACAAGGCGGCCGAGGUGCUGGCGCAGGCCCCGCACCUGCACGCCGAGGCCGCCCGGACCAUUGAGCGCUACUCGCCGCCCUAGCGCCCGCCGGGGCCGCGCUCCGGCCGCGCCGCGGGGAUCCGGGGGCCGCGGCGGGAGGCGCCCGGCCGCCGCCCCCCCCCGGCUCGGAGCCGGCCCCGGAGAACUCGCCGGUGGCGGAGGGUCCCCGGAGCGGCGGGUGCUGCCGGGAGCCCCGGGGAGCGCCGGGCUCGCCUGGAAGAAGCUGAUAAUUCAGGGACUGGCCUGCGGGCUCGGCCCCGCGGCGGCUCCCGGGACUGCGGCGGCGGGCGAAGACGCAAGCUGUGAUGCCGGGCCCGGGCUCGGCCCCGAGGCUUUGGAGGACAUGAGCCCGCUCCUUACCUCAGGGCCGUCUCGCGGCCGGCGGGGAGGCCCGCGGCGGCCACCCGCCCGGCUGCCUGCCUGCCUGCCGCCGCCGGGGCUCGGCUCGGCUCGGCUCGGCUCGGCCCGGGGCGCCUGCCGCGACGGGACGUGGACUCGGCCGCCUCCGGCGCCGCGGGCCUGUGAGUAGUCGGCCGAGGGCGGCGAGGCGCCGGGAAUGCUGCGGCGAGCGGUUCCCGCGGGCCAGGCUGGCGCACGGGACUGACGGAGGCGCGGGCAGGGUCCGAGGGGGCAGCGGGGGGCCGGGUGGGGCGCCCCGGGGCUGGGGCGGGGGGGAGAGGGAGCGCCGCGCUGCUCCCCGCUCGGCGCUGCCCUGCCGGCCUGAGCCCCGGCGCCCGCGCAGCGCCGGCACCGGCCUCCCGCGGGGGCCCCUCGGCCGCGUCCCCGCCGCCGGCGCAGGGCCCGUCACAGACUGAGCCCCUGGGACCUGCCCCAGCAGGCGCCUCGAAAUCAGGGAUGCCCCGGGGCCCCGCGGCGGCGGCGGCCUCGGCGCGGGGGCGCGGAGCAGCUCCGGCUGCCCCUCGCCUCUUUCGCCAAAGAUCCCCGUGCCCAGAGCGGGCCGGGCUGCCGGGGGGGGCCGCGGGCCGGGAGUUUCCGACAAAGACAAAGCGGUCUGGUUUGUCAGCUACGCCGGCGCGGGCCUGAGCGCCGCCAGGGCCGCGGGAAGGGGCGGCCCGGAGCCGCCGGGGGAGAGGUGCGGGGUGGCCCCCUCCCCGCCCCGGCCGGGCUGCCGGCACCCGGAGCCCCCCCCCCCCCCCCAAGCCCUCCACCGCCGCCCCGGCCUCCCCUCUUGUGCCUUCUGCUCCGGGUGGGCAAAGCCCCCUCCCUGCAUCCCGGCCCAUCCCGGCCUGCGCCUUCUGCCCGGGGCUAAUGUGAAGCUUCCCCCCCCCAACCCCCCCUGCGUCCUCUCCUUUGCACACGAGGCCCCGGGGCAGCGACUGUCCCCGGCCUUGCGGCCACUGUGCCUUACCCCGAGCCGGCUGCUCCUGCCCCGGGGCCACCCCGCGGGGCCACGCUCCUAGCCGGGAAUGGCCAGGGGCCGCCCGCGCCGGGGCCCCGCCGGGUGGCCCCGGGGCCGGCAGCUCCCGGGCCGAGCUGCCGUGGGCCCCCCCCCCGCCCCUGGCCCCGCUCGUCCGGGGAGGACGCAGCGCCGGCAGCGGCUGCACCCAAAGCACAGCUGGAAGUGCCCAGCGGGGCCGCCCGGCCCAGUCUGUAUCACGUCCGAUUUGUACACGGGCUCCUCGCCCUUUUUUUCUAUAGUCGAAACCGAACGAGCAAUAAAGUGACAUUAACACA
Rhea pennata is the source of this 3868-nucleotide messenger RNA. It is a transcript of the gene HIC1, whose product is annotated as HIC ZBTB transcriptional repressor 1. Gene Ontology annotation, biological process: regulation of transcription by RNA polymerase II. Bases 218 to 2215 code for a protein of 665 amino acids. Lineage: Eukaryota; Metazoa; Chordata; Aves; Rheiformes; Rheidae. Gene Ontology annotation, cellular component: nucleus. The transcript is spliced from 2 exons. Gene Ontology annotation, molecular function: protein binding; DNA-binding transcription factor activity, RNA polymerase II-specific. The record is from RefSeq and is a predicted model, not a curated record.